GUCUCUAAUUUUGUUUUCAUUUCGAAAUUUUCGUUUGUUUAAUUAAAAAAAUAAAAAGGAAAAUUCGCAUCCCAUAAAUAUAUUAUGUCCUGUUCAUUCUACAACUUCUUUCUUCAAAAGUCUUACUUUCCCGGAUCGGAUCCAUCGAAAUUAGAGGAAUUUAGAAGCGUCAUCAACGCAAAUAUUCAAUCCUUCAAUCUAAAUCUCUUCACAAUCCAAGAAGAAGAAGAAGAAGAACAUUCAAUCUCCAUUGAAGAGACAAAUAAUUAGAUGGAAGUGAUUCUACAUAGAGAAAUUCAACGAAACGACAGCGAAUGAUCGAACCCAGAUUCUAAAAUCCUCCCUUCUUUGGCAAUUUCUGUUUCGUCUUCAUUCUUUGUUUUUAUUUGGAUUUGCAUGUUUGUGUUUUAGAUUGUGUAUACAUAUUUAUGUAUACCUGCCGGGUUUUGUCCGUAUGUAUCAUAUAGGUGUAUGUGUAACAGGUACUGAUCACAAGAGAGAAUUCAAACUGGUCAGAUCAAAAGAAUUAAGUAGGAGGGAAAUCAAAUUUUGUAAUAUAAGUAUAUACUGAAAGAUGGAUGACAAGGAACCUGCAGUGAAGCUAGACGACGAGCAAAUUGCGGAGCUCAGGGAGAUAUUCCGGUCGUUUGACAGAAACAACGACGGGAGUCUGACGCAGCUGGAGCUGGGAUCACUGCUGCGAGCUCUGGGGCUGAAACCUAGCGCCGACCAAAUAGAGACGCUGAUCCAGAAGGCGGACACCAACAGCAACGGGCUGGUGGAAUUCUCAGAAUUCGUGGCUCUGGUAUCGCCGGAACUACUGUCGGCCAAGUCGCCGUACAGCGAGGAGCAGCUCCGGCAGCUGUUCCGGAUGUUCGAUAGGGACGGUAAUGGAUUCAUCACGGCGGCGGAGUUGGCGCACUCGAUGGCGAAGUUGGGGCACGCCCUGACCGCGGAGGAGUUGACGGGGAUGAUCAGGGAAGCGGACACGGACGGCGAUGGCAGGAUCAGCUUCCAGGAGUUCUCUCAGGCCAUCACUUCUGCUGCUUUUGAUAAUUCUUGGGCUUGAAAUUUUUAAAUCAACCCACACCCAUCUACUCUCCCAUCAUCUUCUGGAGUGGUGAUGAUGCUUUCCUGAGCAGCAAACUGAAGCCGCCGGAUGCGCCUGAGAGUUUUCGAUAGUUUGAUCGCAGAUGAUUCAGAAAUCAUUCAUUUCCAUUUUCCACCCCCUACAAAAACAAGAGAAGAGCAUCGUCGUCUUCAUCAUAAUUUUGGACAUUCUUGUUUGUUUUGUUAGGUGAUUUACUAGGGCUUCUUUCUAAUUUUCAUAUAUAAACCCUUAUAUAUAUUCACACAUAUAUACAUGUGGUUUCCAUGUCCUCCUCACUCAA
Carica papaya (papaya) is the source of this 1391-nucleotide messenger RNA. The record is from RefSeq and is a predicted model, not a curated record. NCBI's taxonomy places the organism in Eukaryota, Viridiplantae, Streptophyta, Magnoliopsida, Brassicales, Caricaceae.